AUGGAAGACGCGGUGCUGCUGCUGCUCAUGCUGUUCGUGCUGGUGAUGGCGUCCUACUUGCUGGGGCGCUACUCCUGCAUGCUGGUGUCGCAGAGCAGCUUCGCCCUCAUGUUCGGGCUCUUCGUGGGGCUCUUCAUGAUCAUGGGUGGCAAGCACGCGGCGCUGCACACGCACCUGAACCUGGACAACAGCCUCUUCUUUAAUGUGCUGCUGCCUCCGAUCAUCUACGAGGCGGGAUUCUCCAUCAAGUGCACGGUCUUCUUCCGCAACUUCCCGGCCAUCAUGAGCACGGCCGUGCUGGGGACCGUCAUCGCUACGACCAUUACGGGCGGCGUACUAUACCUCGCCGGCCUGGCCGGCAUGGUUACCAAGCUGUCUUGGGUCGAAGCCUUCCUGUUUGGCACGCUAAUCAGCGCCGUGGACACAGUGGCAACGCUGGGCAUCUUCGACAAGCUGAACGCGCCGCCGCUGCUGUUCAAUCUCGUGUUCGGAGAGAGUGUGAUGAACGACGCCGUGGCGAUUGCGAUGUACCAGACGCUGCACAAGUGGGACGCAGACAGCAACUUCAGCGGCAAGCAACUACUGCGUGUAGCGCUGAAUACCGGUGGAAUGUUUGUGGGAUCAUUGGUGGUCAGCGCUCUCAUUACGCUCGGAGGCGCGUUCCUGCUCAAGCGCCAGUUCUUUGCGACGUUGCGCUACUACCCGAGCUAUGAGAUCUCGCUGUGUUUGAUUUUCAGUCUCCUGACGUAUUUCGUCGCGGACAGUUUGAAGUUGAGCGGCAUCGUGGCGCUAUUCUUUUCAGGCACCAUGACGGCACACUACCACUUCAAUACGUUGUCGAGAGAAGCGCAACAUGCGUUUACGCACCUGCUGCACACCCUGGCUUUCGUUUGCGAGAACAUUGUGUACGUGUUCAUGGGCACAUCAGUCAUUAUGAUCUUUGCGGGUCACGGGGAAGAGAAUGCGGGUGCAUCGCUGCGUGUGGACGAUAUCGACUGGUCUUUCAUUCUGCUCACGCUCGUGGCCUGCAUUGUGGCGCGAUUCUUCAACGUUUUCCCGCUGUUGAGCCUCUGCAACUGCUUACGAUCCCCCUCGAGCCGUAUUCCGGUCAAGUAUAUGAGUGUCAUCUGGCUAGCAGGUCUCCGUGGGUCUAUGGCUUUCGCUCUGGCCAAGAACUGGAACUACGUGGGUCUUCACGGGGCGUCGCACCGCCGCCUGAUCGAGUCUACAACUCUUGUGGUAAUUCUCAUCACGACAAUUGUGAUCGGUGGUCUCACCGGUCCGUUGUUGUCGAGCCUGCACCUCACUGGCAAAUACAAGGAUCAUAGCCACCUCGACCAGUCGGACACUGAUAGGAGCUCCGCCACUGCGUCAGAGUCCGAGGAGACGUUAACGCGAUUAGUUCAGCGUAGUACGCGUCAUGCUGACGGCGACUUGCAUGGCGCUUUGGCAUUUCCGGAGGAAGAAGCUCCCAAGGAGAAUCGUGAUGGCACCGGUGAUGAAGUUCCGAUCCUGACACCCCGACCGCAGUUCCACGAUGACAUGAGCGGCGACGAAGAGGACCCGAAUCUUGCUUCACCAGUACGCCGCGAGACCGAGCGAUCGCGUGGGGAUUCGCUGACCGGUGCAUUCUUCCGCAACUGGCAGGCCUUCGACACAACCUACAUGCAGCCGGUGUUCGGUGGUUAUUCGCAGCGUCCAUCAGCAUCGACAUCGAUUGACGACCUGGCCGAUAUGCAGCUUGCCAAGGCACAGGCCGAGGCCACAGUGUGA
Phytophthora sojae is the source of this 1773-nucleotide messenger RNA. RefSeq lists its product as hypothetical. Lineage: Eukaryota; Oomycota; Peronosporomycetes; Peronosporales; Peronosporaceae. Gene Ontology annotation, molecular function: sodium:proton antiporter activity. The record is from RefSeq and is a predicted model, not a curated record. Bases 1 to 1773 code for a protein of 590 amino acids. The transcript has a single exon. Gene Ontology annotation, biological process: sodium ion transport; regulation of pH; proton transmembrane transport. Gene Ontology annotation, cellular component: membrane.